Labeo rohita (rohu) is the source of this 1681-nucleotide messenger RNA. RefSeq lists its product as uncharacterized. The annotation marks the transcript as partial. NCBI's taxonomy places the organism in Eukaryota, Metazoa, Chordata, Actinopteri, Cypriniformes, Cyprinidae. The record is from RefSeq and is a predicted model, not a curated record. The transcript has 11 exons.
AUGGGAUUCUACCAGGCAGCUGGUCAAAUUUCUGUUAAAUAUCUUGGCCGUUACAACCUUAGCAUGCCUCACUUGUCCUGUUCUGUGUGUGGACAUUCACGAGAGACGUCUUUGUCAGAACUUCAGAGGAGUGGUUACUGGCCCGGCAACAUUCCUGCAAGUACACUGUUCACGACAGAUGUGCUUGUCUCAUUUCAAGAGCUGAAAAUGGCAUCACCAGGGAUGUCUUUUCAAGCAUUUGUUAAAAUGCUUAAUGAGAAAACAAUUCUCUGUGGCAGAAGUGGAAAAAUAUCAGCCGAUGUUUUCAGCUGCAGUUUCAACGAAUGGGUUGCAGCAAGAUAUGAAGUGGAAAAGAUGUGCCAGGAGGAGUUUUUUACUUGUCCAGCUUGCACUCCAGACAUGCUAGCUGUGCCAGUUGAAACCGCAAGCACUAUUGUUUUAAAAACACAGCUAGCACCGAGAAACGGGGAUUAUUUGACCAACUUUUUAUACAGAGUGAUGUGGAGGUGUCUAAUUUUGUGGACUACGUCCGCAAAAACACUGAUCACGUGUCAGGAAGAGGAAUGUGUGAAACAACACACUGGACAGCAGCAAAAGAAUCUGCAAAGAAAUCAAGCAGCAAACUGGACGAGGAGGGAUUAGAGAUUGCUGUUUGUCGCCAUGGCAUUCUUCUUAAAGCCUUAAAUAUGUUCAGAGGGGAAAUUUUUGCUUACCCCCUUUUUCUUCAGAAAAAAAAUUGCAGACAUAUCACAAGGAAGCAUCAAAUUCUUAUGCUCAGAUGUAGCCUGCAGGUACUUCCCGUAUCUUCAACGUGUAUCGAAGCACUGCCCUGAGCUGCAGUCCUUACUAGACAUGCAUCCUUUUUUGUCAGUAGUGCAUGCCAAAGCACACUCUUGGAAAUGUGAGGUCAAAUAUAGUGGGGCCUAUCAGGAAGGAGUUGGUUCAACUACUGGUGAGGAAGUGGAACAGGUCAACAGCUUCCUCUCUAGAAUUGCUAUUACAAGCAAAUACAUGUCAAAAGCAGGACGAGCAGACAUGAUAACAAUGCAGGCCAUGUUCUGGAAUAAGCGGAAGCUUCUCAAUUUGGGACAGGCUUUAGUUAACAGAUAUUUCAAGACUCAGAAGGAUCUGCAAAUGCAGAAAAACAGCUUGGAGGGAAUGAAGACAGAGCUGUCUCUGCAUGAUGAUGCUGUUGUUCGGUGGGUUUUAGAUGUACAGCAAUGGGCAGAAGGAAGUGACAGACAUGGAAGAGGUGAUUUGAAACUGUUACAAGAGGAAAUAGAGGGAUUAACAGUGAGCAUCAAAAGGUGCACACAGCGCCUGUACAGCCAAACAGAUAGCAACAAGUGGCGCCAUUCUUUGCGUCACAGAAGAAAUGAGGAGAAAAAGAAGCUAGCAGCUGCAGUGGAAGACUAUAACUGCAGAGCAGAUCCAUCCCAGAAGCUUGGGCCAGUUGAAGACUUCUUUAGAGAUGAGGCUGUUACUUGGCCCUGGGAAAUCCCUAGCAGUACUGAAUCGAGUUUAUUUCUCACGAAGAGGAAGAUCUUCGACAGGGUGAUGGCAGUGAGACGUCUUGAGGAAGAGAAAGCUGUGAUUUUAAAGGAGAUGAAACAACACUGGACUGUCCUGAUACAAAAGACGUCCAAUUUUGAAGAACUGAUUAAUGAGAUCACUUCUAAAU